Didymosphaeria variabile is the source of this 1434-nucleotide messenger RNA. RefSeq lists its product as uncharacterized. Lineage: Eukaryota; Fungi; Ascomycota; Dothideomycetes; Pleosporales; Didymosphaeriaceae. The transcript has 2 exons. The coding region runs from base 1 to 1434 and encodes 477 amino acids. The record is from RefSeq and is a predicted model, not a curated record.
AUGAGUCGAUUCCUUCCCAAAACCCCCGAAGUCACGAGAUAUCGUGUCGGCCCUCCACCGGUCAGCGCAGAUUCGAUCGCUGUUGAUUCGCCUCUCAAUACCCUCAAGAAGGAUAUCUGGACUGUAUGUCAACUUGAACAAUCCUCUGCCGCUCAAGCCCUCUUUCCGCCUGUUGGAGAUCCUCGCGGCGGCGCCUCGUUCUACACUGCUCGCGACUUCAUCAGAGAAGCAGUCACAUUCCUCUCGCCCAACUACUCAGAUCGGCAAAAGUCCUUCAUCAUCAAGAGCAUGUGCAAACAUUAUGGUCAUCUGCUCGUGGAUCUCAGUGCCUCUGUGCCCGUGCAAUGGACGAAUGCAAUGACCAAUGGCCAUGUCGCGGAUGCUUUUACUCAAUUCUUGAAGACCUUCGCGAAAUUGGCGUAUGCGGAAACCCUCACUACGCACCGGAUGAGCAUUAGAAGUAUCUUCGAAGCAUCCAAGAACUUGGUACAUCAACAUGCCGCAAAUCACCGGGCAUCACCAAUUCUGACGGCCCCAGCUCCAAUAUCGCCCGUUCAAGCAUCACCUUUUAGCAUAUUGUCCACUCCGGCAACCACGAUUUUUGACCCCUUCGACUUUUCAUCACCACUACAGCCUCAGACGCCGUUUACGCCGUUCUUUACCCCAUUGACUACGGUAAUGGAUCCAGAGUUCGGAUUCCCGACAACUCCGCCUCACGACGCAGUGCAAUUCUUUAACCGCAUACUCGACUCACGAAGCCAACGUACCAUCAACUUGGCGUUCAAGCUAGAGUACUUGAAUGAAAAAUGCGCUAGGAAGGAUGCGCAGAUUGCGAAACUAGAAGGUGCAGCAUCGGGCGACGCUCCUGCUCAAGUUCUAGAGCGUGACUUCUUCGAUGGUUUGCGAGGCGACAUGGUUCUCGAUAAGCUUCAGCAUCUUGGCCAGCGCAUCAGCGAACUGAGACACGAGAUCGAUUGCACGGUGCUGCUGAUCGAGCUCAAGGACAUUCGGAUUGCGCAACUGCAGGCCAUGGCAGAUGCGGAUGCUGUCUUCGAGAGUAGGCGCGGGCCUGACAGCACGGCCAAGGAGUUACGAUCUGCGCAGAUGGAAGAACUGCGUGAAGAGGCGGAAAUUGAUGGCUCCCAGUCAGAGGCUAUCACUUCACUCCCUUCCAGUGAUGACAACCGCCCGUCAUUUGUCUCGGCGACUCUGAAUCCACCUGCCAUUUCACAUCAAAUUGACAGCACCAUCGACUCAGCCGGUUUCUCUCUCGCAUCGCGAAUCGACAACGAAGACCAAACGCUGCUGAUCAACGAAGAAGACUGCAACUCCACACUAGUCGACGACCCCUACCAAUCCGAAUUCCUGGACUCUGGUAAGGAGAAUCGGGAGAGUGUAGUAGACGCCCACGUUGAUGUCAAAGGCUGCUGUUAG